Molecule: messenger RNA, 1641 nt
Organism: Fusarium pseudograminearum CS3096
Lineage: Eukaryota; Fungi; Ascomycota; Sordariomycetes; Hypocreales; Nectriaceae
Exons: 4
Coding region: 1-1641 (546 amino acids)
Biological process (GO): transmembrane transport; amino acid transport
Cellular component (GO): membrane
Molecular function (GO): transmembrane transporter activity
Source: RefSeq, a predicted model, not a curated record
AUGUCGAAAAACGAAGCGGACAUCCUCGAGAAACAAGCUAUGGACAAGACUGCUGACAGUCUGAAUGACGCACCCCUUGCCAACGAAGAUGCUCAGCGUCUUGCACAGCUUGGACAUGAGCAAGAACUUCGAAGACAAUAUUCUCUGGUCUCUUUGGGUGCACUUUGCCUUUGUCUCGGAGCCACUUGGGAAGCUCUAUCAACUGUUGUCGUUACUGCUUUGGUCAAUGGCGGUGCGCCCUGUGUUUUCUACAACUAUAUUCUGUCAGCCAUCUUCUCUAUAUGCACUGCUGCUUCCCUUGGAGAGAUUGCUUCUAUCUAUCCCACUGCAGGAGGCACGUCCCUAUUCUCUCCGACUUUAUGCUCACUACUAACUCGGCUAUCAGGACAGUACCACUGGGUAGCAGCCAUGGCCCCUUCCUCGAUAUGCUCCUCUGCUUCCUUCAUGACUGGCUGGAUCAGCAUAGGUGGCCAGAUAGUCUUGACAGCUUCCGCAGCAUUCGCAGCCGGUCUGGAAUCGCAAUCCCUUAUCAUCGUCAACGAUUCGUCAUAUGUACCAGAGCGAUGGCAGGGCCUUUUGUUCUACUGGGCUGUCUUGGUAUACGCUCUCAUACUCAACAUCUGGGGCCAGCGAGCUCUUCCCUGGCAUAACCACGUGUCUGGAAUUAUUCACGUCGGUGGCUUUGUCAUUGUUGUCAUCGUCCUAGGUGUAAUGGCGCCCAAGAAUACUUCUUCUUUUGUCUUUAAAGAAGUGACCAACCAGAGUGGCUGGGCAGACGAUGGCGUCUCAUGGCUAGUUGGCCUUUUGAGUUCUGUGUAUCCCUUCCUCGGAUACGACGCUGCCUGUCAUCUUGCAGAAGAAAUGCCCCACGCAAGCCGCAACGUCCCAAUCGCCAUGAUAGGCAGCGUCGGCAUUAACGGUUUCCUUGGCCUGGUAUACGUAAUUAUCCUACUUUAUUCCGCCGGCCCUCUCGAGACCCUUGUCAAGACCCCCACGGGAUACCCCUUCAUGCAAAUUUUCCUUGACGCGACAAAGAGCCCCGUCGGCACUACCCUUUUAUCCCUGCUGAUCAUUCUCGUCGCGGCGGCUGCUACCGUUGCAGGUACUACCUCAACGUCGCGAACGCUGUGGGCCUUUGCACGCGAUAGGUCUACGCCGUGGGACAAACAACUGAGCAAGGUUAACAAGCGCCACGAAGUCCCUGUCUAUGCAGUUGUUGUGACUGUUGUGCUGCAAAUGUUGCUCGGGUUCAUUUAUCUUGGCAACACGACUGCCUUCAAUGCCUUUUUGUCCAUGGCCAUCAUCGGGAUGUAUACCAGUUAUGCACUCCCCAUCAUCGCUAUGUUGUUUUACAGGAAGCAUCUGCAGUCUACCAAUGCCUUUGGUCCGUUUAGACUUGGACGUGUUGCAGGUCCCCUGCUCAACAUCAUUAGCUUGAUUUGGAUCACAGUUGUUGUGAUCUUCAGUGCCUUCCCUUCCGUCAUGCCUGUUACAGCACAGAACAUGAACUACUCGGUUGUUGUCAUGGCUUUUUGGGUUCUUGUGGGAGCAUUGUACUAUGGUAUCUGGGGAAAGAAGAAGUACCAGGUGCCCAAUGUCGACAUGGCUGUCCUCGAUGGCGCUCGGGAUUCAGGAAAUUAA